AUGCCCGAGGACUCCAACAAGGCUUCCAACACAGCGAGAGUUGUGUUCUAUACAUCGAUCCUCACAGGAGGCAUUCUCAGCUCCUUUUAUGUGUACAGCCGCUAUUUCCGACGGUUCACCUGUACUGCGGAAGUCCCAAAAAAGAUUUACAGAGGACGGACUCUUUUCGGCAGAGUGACGUCUGUGGGGGAUGGAGACAACUUUCAUUUUUAUCAUACUCCUGGUGGAAGAUUGGCUGGCUGGGGCUGGUUGAGGCCCUACCCUGAGACUAACAAAAGAGGCCUUGGGAAGGAGACGUUACACAUCCGUCUGUAUGGAGUGGAUGCCCCUGAGAGACCUCAUUUUGGCAGACAAGGGCAGCCUUAUGGAGAUGAGGCAUUAGAGUGGCUGCGAAGCUAUAUCCUUGGACGAAAUGUGCGUGUCAAGUUAUUCUCACCGGAUCAAUACGGACGUAUUGUUGGAGGUGCCAAGGUGUGGAAACUUACUGGACGAAAGGACGUUUCCACGGAGAUGCUGAAAAAUGGCUGGGGUGUCAAAUACGAGGGCAAGAUGGGAGCCGAGUUCAACGGCAAAGGUAAGCUGUUUCAGAAGCUCGAGGAUCAUGCUCGAAAGAAGAAAAUAGGCAUGUUUCAACAAAAGGGAAAGAUCGUCACUCCUGGACAGUACAAGAAGGAUGAGUAG
Messenger RNA from Yarrowia lipolytica CLIB122, 681 nucleotides. RefSeq lists its product as uncharacterized. The record is from RefSeq and is a predicted model, not a curated record. Gene Ontology annotation, cellular component: cytoplasm; mitochondrion. Lineage: Eukaryota; Fungi; Ascomycota; Dipodascomycetes; Dipodascales.